Messenger RNA from Chlamydomonas reinhardtii, 2992 nucleotides. RefSeq lists its product as uncharacterized. The record is from RefSeq and is a predicted model, not a curated record. NCBI's taxonomy places the organism in Eukaryota, Viridiplantae, Chlorophyta, Chlorophyceae, Chlamydomonadales, Chlamydomonadaceae. Bases 152 to 2449 code for a protein of 765 amino acids. The transcript is spliced from 5 exons.
CGAACUCCCGUGCUACAAAGGGAGAAAGAACCCUUCUGCGCUACCCUAGCACUAUUCUUGAGCUUUCGAUCGAUUCCUUCGCUCGCUUCUUUCUGCCAGCGGUGUCAAGGCCGGCAAGGCUCAAGUUCAUGCCUAGAAUCUAUUAGGAACUAUGACGGCGAUGCUGCCAUAUGCCUCGGGGCCUGCAGCGCACAACCAUGUCCCCAAGAAGCGCCACUUGGACCCCACCCUAAUCGCAAUCCUCGUCCUCUCCUGUUUCCUGGCAUUCGAGCACUUUCACUUCCAGGGGCGCCUGAAAACGGUGGUGGAGCUGGAGACGUCGCUUUCUAGGCAGCUGUCCGAGCUCAAAGCCUCUCAGGCGCAGCAGAGUACCCAACUUCAGCGCAUCACGCCGAAGCUAGACCAGAUAGACAGCAGCGGCACCGGGCUUGAGCGACUGCGGGAUGAGGUGGCCAAGUAUAGCUCUAGCCUGUUGGACCUGAAGACCACGGUGGAGGAGCUGCAGGCAGCCAACUCAACUCAGGAGCUAGCGAAGGGGUUGGAGCAGCUGCGUGCGGAUGUGGCGGCGCUGAAGUCUUCUGCGUCGUCGUUUUCGUCGGGGGUGGCAGCCGGCAAUGGCACGGAGGCGGCGGCGCAGCUGGGCUCGCGGGUGACGCACCUGCAGGCUGACGUGGCGGCGCUGUCCUCCAAGCUGGACUCGCACAACAGCGCGCUCAAGACGCUGGCGGACCAGCUGUCGGCGCACCAGAACUCCACCAUCUCGGCGCUGCAGCAGCAGACCGCCGCCGUGAGUGAGGCGCUGGAGGCGCACCGCGAGCUGCGCAGCCGCGUGGACGGACUCAAGCAGGUGGGGCCGAGCGGGGAGACAGCGGCGGCAGCAGCCACUCCGGUGGCGGUGGUGCCGACCGGGGUGACAGGCGCGGGUGCGGGCGCCGAAGCCAACACCACCGCAAACACCGGGACCACGGCCAGCACGGAUGCGGCCACUGCGGGCGGUGCGGCAACGAAGGCGGAGGCCCUUCCUGAUGCGGGCAAGCUCGCGGCGGCGGCCGCUGCGACUGGUGCGGCCGGCGCUGCCGCCGGUGCCUCCACGGACACAGCCACUGCCGCUGGUGCUGCCGGCAACGGCACCGUCGCGGAGGCGGGCGCUGGUGGCGCGGUGGCGGACACGGCAAAUCGGACGGUCACGGCGGGCUCCUCCCUUGAGGAGGACGACCACCUGGCCCGGGACACUUCCGGCCUGACCCUCAUGAGCGAUGACACCGACGCCGCAGCUGCGAGCACUGUCGCGGGCAACACGACCAGCACUGCGGAUGCCGGGAACACCACCGCCACAGCCACCACCACUGCUGUAGGUGCUGGUGCGGCCGCAGCUGCUGCCAAUGCGACGUUGUCGACGGAGGCGGUCACCAACGCCACCUCGGCGGCAAACACCACCAACGACACCCGCACGACGCCGUCGUCAGGCGCUGCCGCCGAUUUCACCACCCGCAUCGGGUCCAACUGGAAUGUGAGCAUGGUCUCCAGCGCCACCUCCACCGACGCCGCCAGCAGUAGCAACACCACAGCGGCCGUCUCAAACAGCACUAGCGACGGCACUGCCGCCUCCAACAGCACAAGUAGCAGCACGGCCGAGGCGCUGGCCGAGGCUGCCCUGGCGCUGGUCGGCGUGACCGGCAGCAGCAGCACUGGCAGCACGACCAACGCGACCGCAACGGAGGCGUCGUCCUCAAACUCGACCUCGGCAGACGCCGCUGCCGGCGCGGCGGCUGCUAGCAACGGCACAGCCACCGGUGCUGCCAGCAGCAGCAGCACGACGGAGAGCGCGGCCGGCAACAGCACAUCCACAGCCUCCAGCGGCUCCACCACCACCGGUGCUGCUAGUGCCGCUACUGGUGGCAAUCACAACGCCUUGGAUGCCCUGCACGCUCUCGUGACCGGCACCAGCAGCGGUGAUAGCAACACCACUGCAGCCACAGCAGCCACCAGUGCCACGUCCACCAACACGACGGCCGCCUCGGCUCCAGCCCCUCCAGCAGCCUCCACCAACGCCACCACCUCCGCCAGCACCGACAGCAGCAACACCACAACCUCCGCCGCCUCCACCUCUAACAGCACAACGGCCGCGGCUGGGAGCAGUGCGCUCAAGCUAGCGCGCGAGGACAAGCACAGCCAUCAGCGGCCGCGCGGCAACCGCAUCGGCGCCGGCUCUAGCUCAGUUGCCGGGCGCCGUGGAGGCCACUUCGACCGCAUGCGCGAGGCCUUCACCAAGCAGAAGAAGCAGCACACGCUGGCGGGAGGCGAUUCCGCUGCUGGCAAGGCGGGCGCCGGCAGCGCGGCGACGGCAGCUGACGGCGUGGCGGACGUCGCGGCGGGGGCUGCCACUAGCGGCACGGCUGCCGACGAAAUGGUGGAUGAGGAAGAGGAGGAUGUGAUUGCGAGGCGGUAGAUGGUGGGGCAGGGCAGCACUUGCCCGCGCCUCAUGUCGGGUAAGGGCACGUCGUGGCUCUUAGUAGUAUCUUGAGUGCAAUGGUGAUCUGAAGGCGAGCAGGUGAUGUCGCAAGUUAUGGUGAUUCAUGACCAAAACGCAACGUCGUGCGGUGUCGUGUGCGACGAAGUGGGCACUGCAGCGUGUGUGAGGCAACGAGUGAUGAUGAGAUAUUUCUGUACACUCUUGGGACUGUACUCCUUGAAGAUGUGUCAUUCCUAGGUAGCGGGGUCGUGGGGAGUGAGCAACGUGAGCGUAGCGUUCAAGGCGUAAGAGGCCGAUGGAGUGGGGAGAAAUCGGGUGGCUGCCAAGGGGUGCCUCGUGUGACAUGGUACGCGCAGGACUGGGCGCCCCCUGUACGCGCCCUCAGAACGCUCAAAGCUGGGUGCUGCUGUCCAUCGCGCAUAGACACAUUAAGCCAUGUAGCAUGGGCAUGGAGUACAGGCUGGCGCGUCGGCGGUCGAAAGUGUCCCUGUUUCAGGUGUUGAUCUCUCCCUCGAUAGG